This is a messenger RNA of Suillus paluster, 324 nucleotides long. RefSeq lists its product as uncharacterized. The record is from RefSeq and is a predicted model, not a curated record. Lineage: Eukaryota; Fungi; Basidiomycota; Agaricomycetes; Boletales; Suillaceae. The annotation marks the transcript as partial. The transcript has 3 exons.
UUCGGUCUAUGUAUGAUAUGCCAGGAUCAGGAGGCAAAUAUCGCGAUCGUAGAUUGCGGACAUUUGGCCAUGUGCUGUACCUGCUCGGAACUAGUGCUCGCAUUGUCACAGAGGCUGUCGCGCAUGCACAAUGGCUGUGAUGUGGAUCACCUAUCAUGCCCAGCUCGAUAAGCUGAUCCAUCCACACGCCGCUUGAGAUCGGUCCUUUCUAGGUCGAUUUUUACAGCAGAGUCGAAUAGCCGUUUAUUUCAUGGACUUGCCGUCAAAUCGUGCAAGGUACGAGUGUGUGAGCAAUUAGUGCUGAGCAUUGAACUCUCGAUCGUG